Molecule: messenger RNA, 1414 nt
Organism: Mytilus californianus (California mussel)
Lineage: Eukaryota; Metazoa; Mollusca; Bivalvia; Mytilida; Mytilidae
Product: short-chain dehydrogenase/reductase family 9C member 7-like
Exons: 7
Coding region: 82-1212 (376 amino acids)
Source: RefSeq, a predicted model, not a curated record
CUUUCACUUUGUAUGGUUCGAUAUCGAGGACGACAGACUUGAUUAUUUUGUACGAUAGAGCUAUAGCUGCAAGCUAUCAGAAUGGACAGCAUAAGAAGUUACCUAGGAAUGGGAAUCAAGAAGUUUAUAGGAUUCCAGGCUUUUGAACUGACUUAUCUUGGAGUAUUGGCAGUGCUCCCAUUCAUUGUAGUCCAACCAUUCAUCGCCAAAACUAUACUGUUUGUAGCUUUUCUCAUUAUACUAAAUGUAGUGUAUCAGAAACUUACCUUCAGACGAAUAAAUACAGAGGAAAAAUAUGUCUUCAUAACUGGUUGUGAUACAGGGUUUGGGAAUGCUGUGGCUCGUCGUUUAUCAGGAGAAGGACUGUCUGUAUUUGCUGGAUGUUAUAAUCCUGAUGGAAAAGGAGCCAGUCAACUUAGAUCAGAGUACAGUAGUAUACAGAUUAUAAAGCUAGAUAUUACAGAUGACAAUUCUGUUGACCUAGCUUUUGCAGAGAUAGAGAAGAAAGUCAGAGAUAAAGGAUUAUGGGCCUUGAUAAACAAUGCUGCUGUGUAUGGUGUUGGAGAUAUUGAGUUCUCUCCCCUGGAUGAAUAUAGACGUCUUGCUGAAGUUAAUUUAUUUGGUUUAGUCAGAGUUACAAAGAAAUUUAUACCCUUGGUUAGAAAAUCCAAAGGUAGAAUAGUAAAUGUAACCAGUAAUAAAGGAAGGAUAGGUAUACCCAGUAAUUCAGCAUUCUGUAUGACCAAAUAUGGACAAGAAGGAUUUACUGAUGCACUCAGAAUGGAGAUGAAAAAAUUUGGUGUGAAAGUAAUAACUGUAGAACCUGGUAAUUUUACAGGAUCCACUGCCAUGCUUAGUAAAAAUAAGCUUCCAACAUAUGAGACUGAAUUAGAAAAGAUGUGGCAGAGUAGUCCACAGACAGUGAAACAGACUUAUGGUAGAAGUUAUAUGGAUGGGAUGAUCAAAUCUAUUGCAGACUAUUCUUCCAAGUCCAGUAACUCUAUAGCACCAGUUGUCAAUACUAUAGAAAUGGCUGUUAUAUCUCAGAACCCGAAUCAACGAUACCUUGUAGAUGGAAGUAAUAGCCUUGUAGAUCAAGACAAUCUUUUGAUUCGGCUGGGAAGUUUUUUACCAGAACGUGUCAUAGAUUUCAUGGUGGAUAGAGCUUACAGUUCUGAUAAGCUGCUUCCAAAGGAGAAAUCUGCCCAGUAAAAGUCAUUAGUUAAAAGGACAAUCUGUCUCUGAAGAGAAAUAUAAUGGACUUUUUUUCACUUGCCACAAUAAUGUACACAGAAUUUGCCACAUGUGAACAAAUCAAAUUUGAAAAUUGACUCCUAAUUUGUUUUUCAUAGUGAUUUGUAAAUUUUUGUAAUUGUAUUUAUUUAAUAAAUAUUUUCUACUACAACUGCCAAAA